Messenger RNA from Penicillium griseofulvum, 1284 nucleotides. RefSeq lists its product as uncharacterized. The transcript is spliced from 9 exons. The coding region runs from base 1 to 1284 and encodes 427 amino acids. NCBI's taxonomy places the organism in Eukaryota, Fungi, Ascomycota, Eurotiomycetes, Eurotiales, Aspergillaceae. The record is from RefSeq and is a predicted model, not a curated record.
AUGGCCGCCCCGAAGAUGAAUGACCUCUCUGAAACCUCUACCAUCCCGACCAUAGCCACCGAACUGGAGGAUGAGUAUUCUCGUCUCCUAGCCCGCGAGCAUUUUGACUGGUUCGAGGAUGUUGAGCAGAGCAUAGCAAUGGAGGUCGAGUCCCACGCUACAAGCUCUCCUAUCCCUAUCCCAGCCCCCACACAGGAAGAUGAGUAUUUUUACCUCCCUGACCCCGAUUAUUUUGACUUGUGCGACGAUAUCGAGGAAACCAUAGCCAUGGAGACCGAGUCCCAUGCUACAAGCUCCGCUGUCCCUAUUUCAGCCAUCGAAAAGGACGAUGAGUACCUUUACCUCCCCGACCCCGAGUCUUUCGACUUGUGCGACGAUAUCGAGGAGGAUAUAGCUGUGGACGGUGAAGCUGUUGAUACCGAAGACAUUGAGACAAACUUGGGUACCGCACAGUGUGACAAGGAAUACCAAUACCGAUCAUAUGUUGGAGGCCAGGAUGGCACUAUUCAUCACUGGAAUUUGUUCGGUCAGCUGCAGUGGGAAGUCAUGCAGUUGGCAACGGAAUUACUACAACUGGGUCAUAUGGCGGAAUACUGGUUUUGGUCACCCACCAACCUGUUUGUACCCCCUCGCAAACUGACCUCGAAGGUGUCUCAUUCGAAGCUUAAUAUCGAGUGCAUGUCAUCAACUAUGGAGAACCCAGCGCCAUCGAACCGUCUCUACACUUACGCGCUUGUCCCCAUUUAUUUGAUCGGCAAGUUCACGAAAAAGGCUUUGCUCAUGGCAAAAGGGAUUGGGCAUGCUCUCAUCAAAUGCCGAGUUGGGAUUAUGGAAGCAUUGAAGAACAAUCCUCGCCCUUCCGGCCCCAAUAUCCCUCGUAAACCCUUCUGCUCCCUCUCGGUCCUUGUAUCCGAGGCUGUUUUUAGCAUUGUCAAACUAAGACAACUGUUCAUCUGGAUUCUUAUUGAAUAUCUCAACACGGUGUCUUAUGAGGGAGAUACUGUCAGCGCAGCUCUUCCGCAGCUCCUCCAGGGGCCACACCAAACCCGCUCGUCUGCCUUGCAAAAGGUCAGGUUUGUUGGGCCCAUGAGAGAAUGGGAGGGCUUUUUUGAUGAGGUGCUUUUCAAAAUUGCGGCCCAGAAAUGGUCGAAGAAGGUUGUGGCAUACACGCUCUCUAAAAGAGACCUACAAGAGGAGAAGGUCUUCGUUGGCGAUGAAAAUGGCCUCCGGGGCCGCUUCCAACAAUCCGUAGGGCAGGUUGUUGGAGCGGCCCUGGAGGCCUAG